Messenger RNA from Camellia sinensis, 2559 nucleotides. Lineage: Eukaryota; Viridiplantae; Streptophyta; Magnoliopsida; Ericales; Theaceae. The record is from RefSeq and is a predicted model, not a curated record.
UAUUUUCUCGUCUUCUCCUCCCCACUACAGAACCCAGCCGACUACCACCGCCCACACGCACAUUCCACAAAACCAGUCUCUCAUAAACCCUAGAAAAACCCUAGCCACACCCAUACAUCUUCCACAAUGAGGCGACCCAAAUCCAAACAAUUCCGCGAGAAAAAGCGACUCUCGGAGGUCCAAGAAAUCGAAUUGAUCGAAUCGUGGGUCGAAUUCGGAAAACCCCAACCCGGUUCGAACCCGUUGUCGCUCCCGCCAUUGCCGUCCGGAGCUCCAAUCGGACGAUUCGACGAAAACACGUUCUCUGCUUACGCUGGGAGCAAGAAAUUUGAUCAAUUGCCUCUGUCUCAGAAGACGAAAGAUGGGUUGAGAGAAGCCAAGUACACAAAAAUGACUGAUAUUCAGAGGGCUUCGCUGCCUCAUGCGCUCUGCGGCCGCGAUAUUCUUGGGGCGGCGAAAACUGGGUCAGGCAAGACUCUUGCAUUCAUCAUACCGGUUCUGGAGAAGUUAUACAGAGCGAGAUGGGGUCCGGAAGAUGGGGUUGGUAGCAUUAUAAUAUCUCCCACAAGGGAGUUAGCCGGUCAGCUUUUCGAAGUAUUGAAGUCUGUUGGGAAACACCACACUUUUAGUGCUGGCCUCCUAAUUGGUGGUCGCAAAGACGUUGACGAGGAGAAGGAGCAUGUUAAUGACCUGAACAUCCUGGUCUGCACUCCUGGCAGGCUUCUUCAGCACAUGGAUGAGACUCCGAAUUUCGAUUGUUCUCAGCUUCAGGUUUUGGUUCUUGAUGAGGCAGAUCGUAUUCUCGAUGUGGGAUUUAAAAAGGCAUUAAAUGCAAUAGUUUCACAGAUACCAAAGCAUAGACAAACCUUGCUUUUCUCAGCAACUCAAACAAAGUCGGUUCAGGAUCUUGCAAGACUCAGUUUGAAGGAUCCAGAGUAUGUUAGUGUGCAUGAGGAGUCUGUAACUGCCACUCCCAAUCGCUUGCAUCAAACAGCAAUGAUUGUUCCUCUUGAUCAAAAAUUGGACAUGUUGUGGAGCUUUAUAAAGGCACAUCUUAAUUCAAGGAUACUUGUGUUUCUUUCAAGCUGCAAACAGGUAAGAUUUGUUUUUGAAGCAUUCAAGAAGCUCCGCCCUGGAAUCCCCUUAAAAUGUCUUCAUGGAAGGAUGAAGCAAGAGAAAAGGAUGGGAAUAUAUUCUGAGUUUUGUGAGAAACGUUCAGUUCUCUUCUCGACCGAUGUAGCCUCAAGAGGCCUUGAUUUUAACAAGGCAGUUGAUUGGGUUGUGCAGGUGGAUUGUCCAGAAGAUGUUGCAGCUUACAUACACCGGGUUGGGCGCACUGCUCGUUAUCUUAGUGGUGGGAGGUCAGUUCUAUUCCUGAUGCCCUCAGAAAUGAAGAUGCUUGAAAAGUUACAAGAAAAGAAGAUACCCAUUCAGUUUAUCAAGGCAAACACAAAAAGGCUGCAACCUGUUUCCACAUUGUUGGCAGCUUUAUUGGUGAAGAGUGAUGAAUUGCGGGAUCUGGCCUGUAGGGCCUUCAUCACCUACUUGAGGUCUAUCCAUAUACAGCGGGAUAAGGAGGUUUUUGAUGUGAUGAAACUGCCCAUUGAGGAAUACUCAGCAUCAUUGGGUCUGCCAAUGACUCCGAAAAUUCGCUUUCUGAAACAGAAAAUUAAAGGAAAAAAAGUGUCAGGAGAAUAUUCUCUUCAAGAAGAAAGUUAUGACAAGGAAGAAAAUUUGUUUGAGCUUCCAAGAGAAAGUAUAUUUACCAGGAAACUUGAAGAUGACAACGUGGAUGAAGUUUUUCUUUUAACAAAGGCGACUCCACAUGAAGAGCAAGAUAAAGCAACUGAGAUCGGAGAUUUUUCAGCAACACGGGUUUUGAAGAAAAAGAAACUGAAAAUUAAUGUCCACAGACCAGUGGGGACCAGAGUUGUCUUUGACGACGAAGGCAACACACUGCCCCCACUUGCAACAUUAGCUGAUGUGAAGAGUGGCGAUGACUCAGUUCAGCUUGACAAAGACACAGGUAUGUUUGAUAUUCCUCGGUCAUUGAAGAAGGUUAAAUUAGUGGAAAGACAUUGGCAAGGCUUUUAUCAAAUAAAGAAUAAUUAACAGAAUAUCUAAAAGGAGAAAUAAAUAUCUUAAUCUAAUUAACUUCAUUCCUUCUUGGUGGCAUAUUCUGAAUGAUUCAAGAAAUUUAACUGCCCCACAUUCCACGGACUCUUUGAAAUUUUGGAAUUUCAGAGAUACCCGUGUCGACACAACAUGACAUGGGUGCGGGUGUGGGAUAUGGCCUUUACAAACAGAUCCGGCUAUGUUUUGCCCUAAAUACAGAAGAAAUGAAAGAUGAGAGGGCAAGAAGUGAACCUGGACGCCGACUUCCCUCUGGUCGCUGGCUUCGAUCUUGCGCCAAUCGAUUCCUCACUCUCGAUCUUGUUUUUCUUUGAUCUCUUCGACCUCGUUUCGAUCAAUGUCGUCUUCUAUCUGCUGUCUUCCCAGUCGAUCUCCUCUUCUCUCUCUCUCUCUCUUUCUCUCUCUCUCCUUUUUAAUAUAUGCUAU